AUGGCGACGGUGAAUCAGGUCGUCGAGCGCGGGUGCUCGAUGCUCGUGCAUUUCGAUCGCGCGACGAGCGCGGUGGAGCUGAAGGAGGCGCUCGAGACGGGGAACGCGGAAGAGAAGGCGGACGCGAUGAAGAAGGUGAUCUCGCUGCUGCUGAGCGGGGAGGCGAUACCGCAGGUGUUCAUCACGAUCGUGCGGUACGUGCUGCCGAGCGACGAUCACACGGUGCAAAAGCUUUUGUUGCUGUACAUGGAGAUGAUUGAGAAAUGCGGGGCGGAUGGGAAGAUUUUACCGGAGAUGAUUUUGUUGUGUCAAAACUUGCGAAACAAUUUGCAACACCCGAAUGAGUUUUUGAGAGGGUGCACGCUGCGGUUCUUGUGCCGAAUCACGGAGCCGGACCUGUUGGAGCCGCUGAUACCUUCGAUCGUGCAAAAUUUGGAGCACAGGCACUCGUACGUGCGGAGAAACGCGGUGAUGGCGAUCAAUAAGAUUUACGACUUGCCCGACGGCGAGCACUUGAUUCCCGACGCGCCGGAAAUCAUCGAGUCAUUUUUGAUGAGCGGGGAAAACGAUUUGGGGACGCGUAGGAACGCGUUCUUGAUGUUGUACACGCACGCCCAAGAGCGCGCGGUGAACUAUUUGAUGAACAAUCUGGAAUCCGUGUCAAACUGGGGGGACAUUUUGCAAACCGUCGUGCUCGACCUGAUUCGCAAGGUUUGCCGCUCGGAUCCGACGCAAAAGGGCAAGUACAUCAAGGUCAUCUUGAUGCUGCUCGGUACGAACAACGCAUCGGUGGUGUAUGAGUGUGCGAACACCCUCGUGGCGCUUUCGAACGCGCCGACCGCGAUCAAGGCGGCGGCCAACUGCUACUGCCAACUCCUCGUGAACCAAAGCGACAACAACGUCAAGCUCAUCGUGCUCGAUCGCUUGACUGACUUGAAGAAGGACAACAAAGAAUUGUUGCAAGCGAUGAUCAUGGAUAUCUUACGCGCGAUCUCCUCGCCGAACAUCGACAUCAAGCGCAAGACGCUCGAUUUAGUGCUCGACUUGAUCACGCCUCGCAACAUCGACGACGUCACGAGCAUGUUAAAGACGGAGGUGAUCAAGUCUCAAUCUGAGAACACCAGUGAGACUGGAGAGUACCGACAGUUGCUCGUCCAAGCGAUUCACAAAUGUGCGUUGAAGUUCCCCGAAGUCGCGGGGUCGGUAAUUUACUUGCUCAUGGAUUUCCUGAGCGACGCGAACAGCGGGAGCUCGGCGGACGUCGCAUACUUUGUUCGUGAGAUCGCCUUCACGAACAAGUCGCUGCGUCCGGGGAUUAUCGAGCACCUGUUAGAUUUGUUCUCCACCAUUCGUAGCAGCCGAGUGUGCGCGACAGCGCUGUGGAUCAUCGGUGAGUUUAGCACGACGCAGGCGGAGCAAGAGGCGGCGCUCGAAGUCAUUCGUAUGAGCCUCGGUCCGGCACCGCUCGUCGAUGGCCCGGACGGUGAAGAAGAGGACGAAGACACCACGGAAACGACGACGCGCCCGGCCGUGUUGGCGGAUGGAACGUAUGCGACGCAAGCGGCGUACUCGACUUCGGCGGCGAUUUCUCAAGUGCCGAACUUGCGCGAAAUGUUGCUGAAGGGUGACUCCUUCCUUUCGGCGGUGAUUGCGAGCACGUUGACCAAGCUUGCGCUCAGAGUGAUAGGAUCUGGUUCGGUUCCUCAAGCGCAAAAGAACGCGACACAAGCCGAGUGCAUGUUAUACAUUGUGAGCAUGUUGCGCUUGGGAACGAGUGGCAAAGUGCCGAUCGAAAUGGAUAGAGACUCUAAGGCUCGGUUGGAGUUAUGCUUCCACGUCAUCGGUCAUCCGGAAGAGGCGGAUACCGACGUCUGGUUGAAAUCGUGCGGAGAAUCUUUCGCUUUGAUGAUUGAAGAAAAGCUUAGACGCGAAUCUCAGGCGAGCGCGAACUCCGACGCCGCACCAGUCGCGCAGGCUGACGAUUUGAUUGAUUUCCAUCAUCUCAAGUCGCGCAAGGGUAUGACGCAACUUGAGAUUGAAGAUGCCGUCGCGACCGAUCUCGCCCGAGCCACUGGUUUCAUGGACUCGGUCAAGAAGAACGGACGUAGCCUCGACCGCGUGAUGCAACUCACCGGUUUGAGCGACACAGUCUACGCGGAGACGUACGUCACCGUGCACCAGUACGACAUCACGCUUGACGUGACGAUGAUCAAUAGAACGGACGAGCCGCUGCAAAACGUCAUGUUGGAACUUUCCACCAUGGGUGAUUUGAAGCUUGUUGAGCGUCCUCAACCAUUUUCGUUACCACCGUUCGGUUCUCACAACCUGAGAGCGAGCAUCAAGGUGAGCUCGACCGAAACGGGAGUCAUCUUCGGCAACAUCGUGUACGAGACCGCUCGCUCCGAUCGUAAUGUCAUCGUGUUGAACGACGUGCACAUUGAUAUCAUGGAUUACAUCAUCCCCGCGACGUGCAGCGACACGGUGUUUAGAAGCAUGUGGGCUGAAUUCGAGUGGGAGAACAAGGUUGCCGUGAGCACAAACAUCACCGACGUUCGCAAGUAUUUGGAUCAUAUCGUGACUAGCACGAAUAUGAAGUGCCUCACUCCGCCGAGCGCGCUCGAUGGCGAAUGCGGGUUUCUGGCCGCCAACUUGUACGCCAAGUCCGUGUUCGGCGAAGACGCGCUGGUAAACGUUUCGAUCGAGAGCAACGACGGUGAGAUCAGUGGCUUCAUCCGAAUCCGCUCGAAGACGCAAGGCAUCGCGCUUUCGCUCGGCGAUAAGAUCACGCUGAAGCAAUCGAUCGAAAUCUAGACGUGUUUAAUCAAA
Messenger RNA from Ostreococcus lucimarinus CCE9901, 2826 nucleotides. RefSeq lists its product with no specific name. The transcript has a single exon. NCBI's taxonomy places the organism in Eukaryota, Viridiplantae, Chlorophyta, Mamiellophyceae, Mamiellales, Bathycoccaceae. The record is from RefSeq and is a predicted model, not a curated record. Gene Ontology annotation, molecular function: structural molecule activity. Bases 1 to 2811 code for a protein of 936 amino acids. Gene Ontology annotation, cellular component: COPI vesicle coat; cytoplasm. Gene Ontology annotation, biological process: endoplasmic reticulum to Golgi vesicle-mediated transport; intracellular protein transport; intra-Golgi vesicle-mediated transport.